Paecilomyces variotii is the source of this 4464-nucleotide messenger RNA. RefSeq lists its product as hypothetical. Bases 1 to 4464 code for a protein of 1487 amino acids. The transcript has 3 exons. The record is from RefSeq and is a predicted model, not a curated record. Lineage: Eukaryota; Fungi; Ascomycota; Eurotiomycetes; Eurotiales; Thermoascaceae.
AUGCUCCCAGAUGGCCGCAGCGUCUCCCCAACGGCUGGGGCUCCGUCCCCUCUGGAAAGUCCCAAAGCGUCAUUCGAGGAGUUUGCCGUUCUGUACUGCCAGCGCAGGCACCGUGAGGUGCUACGGAGGUACCUGGAACAGCGACUACGAGCUACCAGGGUUUCCAUAGGUCUGUCUGCGCGCCUCCUGCGGGUUGGAACUGCGGUCCAGAAAGGACUAGUGGACGGUUUCAAACAUGGCGACAAAGCCAAUUUCAUGGUCAUCUACAACACCAUCCACGAGAUCCAGGAGUCUUUCAAUUCUGCCUCCCGCCGCCUGCUCCAUCGACAGGACCCGUUGGAAGGGAAUCCUCUGGCCUUGGAUUCGGAAAGCAACCAUUCCCCCAGCUUCUUGCAUCAGCUGAGUCCCAAAUCAAGGAGCGAUCUCCUUGAGAUUUUGAAUUUGGUUCGUACGGAUCCGCAGUUUUUGUUCGAAAGGAUCAGCAGCCUCACGCCUUCCCGACUCUCGGCCCUCGUCUCGUCGGCCACGGCACUCGAGGGCGGUGAUUCCGUCUUUGCAUCCCGAACUAGGAAUCAGUUCUUGUUUUCUAAACGCACCACUACCCAAUCUCUCCCUUACAAAGACCAUGCUUUGGCCUUUGAGCGGACAGAUGCUCUGUCCGCUUUGCUUUUCAACGUAUUCGCCCCUUCUCUGAAUUCUGAUUCUGCCGAGUCCCGCUUGCGUCUGGAUGUUUGGUCCUCCACGUGCGCCAAACUUCUCUCCCAUGGAGGCAGUAAACACCAUUCUUUCGUGGGAUACAUCCUGUCCUCAUGGAGCCUGUGCAGCCACUGGAAGAUUAAACCCAAAUUUGAGCUUUACCUCAUGGAUGUCCUGCAGAAAGGUGCCUUCCUUUUGGAGAAUGUCGAAAGCCCCUUGGGGCUCAGCUUCGAUGCUGAGCCGCCAGAUCCCUUCCGGACCGAUGCCGCUGAGGAGUUCUUUGAAUCAGCCGUGGAGACCCUGUUCGAAAUCCUGGAUAACCCUGAAGGGGGUUUCCCGCACGGUACCUUGGAAAUGGGAAGAGCCAUCUUUGGAAAGUUAACCGUACCUGAAACCCGGGACCGCUUUCUCGACUACAUGCUUGUGCAGUGGUUCUUUUCCAAGUUCUUGCACAAUGCACUAUGCUAUCCAGAGACUCACGGUCUUCUACUCGACUUUCACAUCAGCAAGGAUGCCCGGGAGAAGCUUUUGGGACAGAUUGGACUCCGGGCGCAGUCUCAGGUCUUCAGGGUCCUCCAUUCGUUGCCUCAAUUUUCGAUGGCUCGUCCUAGUAUCAGACAGCAUGUAGACAGCAUGAUCUCCUGGUUUGAUCGCAGCAGUCCAAAGGCCCAUCCCGAACUGGAUAGCGACCCCUCGGCGAACGGUGCUUUCAAUUGCUUUGAGCCUUCCCCGAGCCUACCUUCGCCAUUCCUGAUCCUCUCUGCCGCGGAUAUCCUCACUAUUCUGAACGCGCUCUUCCCCAAGUCCAUCUGCGCGUCCUUUGAAUCUUCCUCGCCCUCGGGAAUGUCCUCGUUUUCCUUUAGUCCGCCUCAGUCUCACAGUGGCCGAACUAGCCGGAUUUUUGAGUCGCAGCUUUUCCAAGGAAGAAUUGAUGCUUUGUCGUCCCAACCCGCAACUACCAGGACGGUAUUUUCUCCCGAUGUAACAAGGGCGAAUAGUCUCGCAAGCGAUUCGACAUGUAGCCUGGUAUCGCAGCCGCGAUGCCCGCUAAGCCAGAAUGUGGACCGUAUCCGCUUCGAACUUGAAUCGGAUGACCGUCCCAGUUUGGAUCACCCUAUGGCAGAGGACUGGGCAGUCCUUCUUGUCACUCACAAUGGCAGGUCUCUCAACUGGGUAGUGUCCCAUGAGGACGACCCCGAAAACGACCAUGUGUCGGAUGACGGUGCUAGAUCGACGACUAUAGGAUCAGAGGAGAACUAUGAGGCCCUGCAGACGGCUAUAGUCAAGCUUGUACACGAAGAGGAAGCCCUGAAUCGCUCGAGCUAUGGCUCGUAUUUCUACCCUCAACAGAUGAUCCCCUGCCCUUUGAAACAACGAUUUGACAAUGCACUGUCUCUCUGUCAGCAGCAGGCUGACUUCAUCGGCGCUCAUUACUGGUGGAAUGCGUCGCGACAACUACGCCGUGGAGCCGCGAAAUUCUCACCACAUCCUGUCAAUGAUUCAUGGAUCCUUCAACCACUAGUUACAUCUUGUAAGCGGUCGCUGGAAUUGUCCUGCUCAAUCAUCGAGCGCUGCGAAAGCAGCUUUGUCAUGCUCGACCGCACCCUGGACCAAUUGCAGACAAAAAUGAAAGAAAUGACGAAGGAUUUGGCCAGACUCCGCAACAAGAUGUGGUACAUGACCGACGUCAAGAAUUCGAUGAGAUACGAAGACGCGAAGCAUGUGGCUCUUGCAUUAAAGACGAUGGUAUACUCGGCAAGUCUGCAGAGACACUCUUCAAAUGAGCACCGUGGUCGAAACGGUGCCAGAUCAUUGGCGGGGUCUUUCUUGCAGAAGCCAGAAGUACAGGUUAUGAACGUGAUGAAGGCACCAAGCAGCCAAGGUGGCCCGAACAAACUGUCUGAUGAACAAGUCGAUCUAACUAGAAAAUGGCUGACGCAUCACGGUAUUGACAAUUUCUGCAAGGGCGAAGAAAGAAUACAUCGCUUCUGCUAUGAGGUGAAGUCGAGCAUCAACAGACUCAUUGGAGAUACUAUGUCGGAGGCUCCCGUCCUGUGGUCCAGUGAGCUAUUCCAGAAGGAGCGCGCGAAGUAUGAGACAUCUUCAGUUCGAGGAUAUCCUGGGAUUUCUGCUGCCACGGGCGUUCGGCCGUCUAGUAUAGCUAGUGAAGAUGCACUCUACGCCUCGCAGACUUUCGGCUUGAGUCGCGUAUCUGAGGCUUUCUCACGACCCUACAAUGAUGCGCCUUCUUUGGCUCGCAAGUCGUCAUUCCAAAGCCUGGCUUCCGAUAAAUGGAGAGCGCCCAGAGAUGCCGGAGCCACCGACACUUCGUCCAUCGGGGAUUCGCCGGGGAGGACGGCGUCCAGCUCCACAGCUGAUACUUACAGCACCUUCUGGUCGGCACCGCACACGCAAGCGCAGUCCGCGGCCAGUGCUUCCAGUUUUCAGUCUCGCCCGCCUUCGAUGUUCAGCGACACGGUGCCGCCUCCACGUCGAAGUGAGCGCAACAUCCACGGCAAGAGCGUUUUUCUCGAUGAAUUGAGACAGACUUUGACUAGUCUUCUCCUCAGUGACCUGGGUUCCCCCGUCUGGAGUUGCGGAAGUGAGACGGAUGCGUGGUUUACCAACUGUUUGAAUCAGAAGCGAAUCCAGGUGCAGAUGGCCAAGCGGGCAAGAAUCCGGAAAUUCUUGGACGAAUGUGAUUCUGCUUCAAACCGUGAUGAAAUUGAAAUGGGCGCAGAUCGAUAUGUAGGGCGUCGGCGGAGUAGAUCCGUGGGCCCUAUCAUGUCCAGACAACAUACGCCUGUGGCGCCAACACCGAUUGCUCAGGAGUCCUCUGUCAGUCAAGACGAAGCUGAGAACUCGAGCUUCCCUUAUCGCACCGCCUUUUUCCAGUUGAUAGAGUCCUUCUCACGACAUGCCAACCCUUUUGUCAAGCUGAAGGCUCUUCGCGACUUAAGAACACUUGUCAUCGCCUCCCUCUGUAAUUCUGCUGAAGACCGAUUAAAUGCUAAGAGCAGCGCUCUUGGGCAGGCGAAAAUGUCAGAUCUACAGCAGAACCGUUCCCUACGCUACAGCUUUUCACAGCCCUGGAGGCUCCGCUACUCCCCUGAAAGUCUGGCACAGGCGCCUAGCUCACCUGUCGCUGGCUCUUCUUUUAGCUCCCGACAAUCCGACCAUCUCUGUCCGACGGAGAGCGAGAUUGUUGAUACCCUGCGGACGCUAUUGCAAGAUAUCCAACCAAAGACGCUUUUUAGGGACUUGCAGUUUGUAUCUGCUUUUGUUCCCAGCGAAAUUCUGAACAAGACCGAAAGCGGGACCGCUUUUCUACAUUUCGGACUAGCAGCCCUCAGUCUUAAAGACGAGGUCUGUAACAGUAUGGUGGAGAUCGCCGACAAAAUUGUUUCUCAAGAGCUUAGUCGACGCCACCCUCCGCAUAGUUACGAAUACCACAGGCCUGGCCAUGCCAUCGAAGAUGCGGCCGCGAUGUGGAUUAUAACAGCCAAGGAGGGCAACCCCGUUGCUCAACGUGAGCUUGCCAUUCUCUACUUAACGCACCCGGAGCUUCUGCCGAGGGUUACUCUCCCUCUAACCUUGCCUCGCGACACAUUCAAGGCAGAGAUGAUGUACCGACGUGACAAGGAUCCCAAGUCGGAUCCGCAAAGUAUGUGUUUAGCGCUGCACUGGAUGCAGCUAUCUGCCAACGGUGGCGAUGAGUUGGCGCGAAACAGGCUGAGAGAGAGAGAAGAGUUUGAUUCCAUUGCUUAA